AUGAUUCUCAUAGACGGGGUCAAAUUCUCGUGUAUUGAAUGCAUUCGUGGGCAUAGGUCAUCUAGGUGUCGUCAUUGUAAUCGUCCGUUAUUACAAGUUAGAUCGAAAGGUAGACCCAAUGUUUACGCAAACGGAAACCCCAACCAUAGGAUCGCUGUAUUUGCAGAAGAAGUUGCCUCUGAUGAAGAAGAUGGCACCAAAGGAGAUAGUGGAUCUGGGUGUCAUGGAAAUCCUGUUGUUAUUCUAAAAGCUUCGCUGAAACAAGUCAUGGACCUCACUGACGGACUGAUUAUUGGACCUUACGACCAAACAAAAGCAAACAUAAAUUCAUCUUCUCGACCUCCACCUCCUGUGGUGAGUAGUGAAAGCUUUAUAAAUUCCACAAGCUGUUGUAGUGGCUUGAAGCUGAAAACAGACUGUGGAUGUGCACACAAUAAUUCGAAGAAAACUAUUAAUAAGUCUAGAAUAUUAAAGACAUACCUAAAGAAUAGGAUGAUACAGAACCGCCAGGCUGAGGAUACGCAAUGGACCUUUAUAGAUCAUUCUCAGGAGAUUAAGAAGAAGAGCCCAGAAAUUAAAAGGGAACCCAAUAAUGAAAAUGAAAAGUUUUGUGUGUUUAGUAUACCUUCAUGUUCUAUUCCUGGAUCAUGCGGCUGUGAUAGCAAUUGCACCUGCGCUGGCUGUACUGUUCAUGGCAAUGUGAACUCAGCUACAAACGAAAUUAACGAACUUCUUUCAAACGAGAUCCUUUCAACGAAAUAUGAUCCUUACGACAAUAUAACUGCAAACAAUCGAAGCAUAUUUAAUGGUCAUGAUAAUGAGAUGAAUGAGCUGAGUGUCUACCCCCACAAACUAUUUGAUAAUAUUCCCUACUCAAAAGCUAGUGCCAAUCCUGAAUUUCUCGCGUCUGGUGAGGUGGAGGUCCCAAAACUAGAGAACGGUGACUUUUCUAAUUUCAACGCCUGUCAGUGCCAUCCCGAAAAUUGUGAAUGCUCAAACUGCGAAACACACGGCAUCAUUAACGGACUUAAGCUAGAUGACUUUUUCAGUUCAGCAUUCGAUUCAACCGUAUCGGCACAACUUGAGAAUCAUUCAAGUUUCCGUAACUAA
Molecule: messenger RNA, 1110 nt
Organism: Priceomyces carsonii
Lineage: Eukaryota; Fungi; Ascomycota; Pichiomycetes; Serinales; Debaryomycetaceae
Gene: MAC1
Product: Mac1p
Exons: 1
Coding region: 1-1110 (369 amino acids)
Biological process (GO): intracellular copper ion homeostasis; positive regulation of transcription by RNA polymerase II; intracellular iron ion homeostasis
Cellular component (GO): nucleus
Molecular function (GO): copper ion binding; DNA-binding transcription factor activity, RNA polymerase II-specific; RNA polymerase II cis-regulatory region sequence-specific DNA binding
Source: RefSeq, a predicted model, not a curated record